AUGUCAUACGAUUACGAAGCAUAUGAUAUGCCCGAUGACGAUGAGGAGGAGGAAUGGUCUAAUAACGGAACUGGCGGUCAAACAACUACUCCGAACAAUAUAUAUGGAGGAGUUAGUGGUAGACAAGCAGUUCUGCCAUGGAAUAGAUUAGGAGGAACUGGUAGUGAACUACCAUCGUCUCAAAGUAGUCCUUAUGGCGUAUAUGGUGGUAAUCUUACAACUGCACCAACCAAUAUAUAUGGAGGAACCAGUGGUGGACAAGCAGUUCUGCCAUCUAAUAGAUUAGGAGGAACUGGUGGUGGGCUACCAUUGUCUUCAAGUAGUCCCUAUUGCGGAUAUAAUGGUAAUCUUACAACUGCACCGACCAAUAUAUAUGGAGGAACCAGUGGUAGACAAGUAGUUCUGCCAUCUAAUAUAUUAGGAGGAAUUGGUGGUGGGUUACCAUUGUCUCCAAGUGGUAAUUAUGACGGACUGGGUGGUCAAAGAACGACAUCAACAUCUAUUCAACCCCAAUGGAACUCUAGUGCUGGACAAAGAACAUCAUCUUCAGCAUCUUUGGCUAGAAGUAGUUAUCAAUCCCAACGGAGCACUUCUAGUCGUUCAUCUAGAGGUCUACCAUCCUCUCGCAGUAGUAGUUUCGGGGGACUUGCUGGUGGGCCAAGACGUACAACUUCACCAAACAGUGGCUAUUCUAGCGGAGGAUAUCUUCCGAUGGCUACUGGUCGUCAAAGAAGCACAUCAACAUCUAUUCAACCCCAAUGGGACUCUAGUACUGGACAAAGAACACCAUCUUCAGCAUCUCUGGCUAGAAGUAGUUAUCAAUCCCAACUGAGCACUUCAAGUCGUUCAUCUAGUGGUCUACCAUCAUAUGGAAGUAAUAGUUACGGAGCUCGUAGUCGUACAACUUCGUCAAGCAGUGGCAUUUCCAGCAGAGGAUAUCCUUCUAUGGCUACUAGUGGUCAAAGAACGACAUCAACAUCAAGUCAACCACAAUGGAGUACUUCUAGUAGUAGCUAUAGUGGUGGUGGACUAGCAAUGCCUGGGACUAGCAAUCUUGGAGCAUACAGUUCUGGUGGGUUAUCAUCGUCCCAACGGCAUCAACAUCUAUUCAAUCUCAAUGGGGCUCUAGUACUGGACAAACAACACAAUUUUCACCAUCUAUUGGCAGAGGUAGUAGUAGUCAAUCACAAUGGGAUACUUCAGAUAGUAGCUAUAGUGGUGGUAGACUAG
Molecule: messenger RNA, 1230 nt
Organism: Oppia nitens
Lineage: Eukaryota; Metazoa; Arthropoda; Arachnida; Sarcoptiformes; Oppiidae
Exons: 1
Coding region: 1-1230 (409 amino acids)
Source: RefSeq, a predicted model, not a curated record